This is a messenger RNA of Pseudonaja textilis, 7662 nucleotides long. RefSeq names its product CREB3 regulatory factor (gene CREBRF). Gene Ontology annotation, biological process: regulation of transcription by RNA polymerase II; response to unfolded protein. Gene Ontology annotation, molecular function: DNA-binding transcription factor activity, RNA polymerase II-specific; RNA polymerase II transcription regulatory region sequence-specific DNA binding. The record is from RefSeq and is a predicted model, not a curated record. Gene Ontology annotation, cellular component: nucleus. NCBI's taxonomy places the organism in Eukaryota, Metazoa, Chordata, Lepidosauria, Squamata, Elapidae.
UCCGGGAAUCCGUCAGGAAGGGACAUAAACAAAACAAACCCCAGAGCGGCAUGGAGGGGCCGGGUCAGAGCUAUAGCCCCAGCAGAAGCUGGGACCAGAAGUGAGACGUCCUCUAUCCCCCCAGCUGGGUCGGGGCCCCAGGCACAAAAUUCCCCAGAGGAAAAAAUAUUCCAAGUAAUCAAAAUAAACAUUUUCCUAACAAAAAAUCUGCAACUCACCUUGUAUGAGUUAUAUAUGCUGCCUACUAACCGGGGAAAAAAGCUGGAACAGAAUUUGCAAGCAAGGAAAACAAGAAAGUUAGAAUUGAAUUUGGAGGAUCUGGGCCUGGAAAUGCCUCAGCCCAGUGUGAGUGGAAUGGACCCUCCAUUUGGAGAUGCCUUUCAAAGCCACAUGUUUUCAGAACAGACUCUGAUCAGCACAGAUCUCUUGGCUAAUAAUUCUGACCCAGAUUUCAUGUAUGAAUUGGACAGAGGAAUGGAUUGCCAACAGAGUUCCAGGGACAAUCUUCUUUCUGUAGAGGACUGUAAAGAAUUUGAGAACUUGGAGACUUUUACUGAGAUUCUAGAUACUGAAAUGUCUUUCCCUGCUAAUUGGGAUCAGUGGGAUACUUACUGUGAAGAUUUAACAAAGUAUACAAAAUUAACCAGCUGUGACAUUUGGGGAACAAAAGAGGUGGACUAUUUGGGUCUUGAUGAUUUCUCAAGCCCAUAUCAAGAUGAAGAGGUAAUAAGUAAAACUCCAACUCUGGCUCAGCUCAACAGUGAGGACUCUCAGCCUGUUUCAGAUCCACUAUGCUAUUCAGAGUUGCUGUUCAAUGCAAAACAAACCCAACUAACUUCUCUGCCAAACAAGAAAAUUGCAAGAGCAGCCGCCCCAGUUUGUUCAUCAAAAACUGCUCAGGCUGAAGCACCUUUAUCUGAGUUUGCUCAGAAAGCAAGUGAGGCCAAUUCAAGCACACAAAUCAUGGUUAAGACCAAUAUGUACAGUAACGAGAAAGUGAAUAUUCACAUUGAAUGUAAGGAUUAUGUUAAAAAGGCAAAAGUGAAGAUAAAUCCAGUGCACCAGCACAGGUCCGCUCUGAACCAGGCAAAUGCUGAUGCUGCAAAAGAAAACACCUGCUACUGUGGAGCUGUAGCAAAGAGACAAGAGCAGAAAGGAAUUGACCCCCUUCAGAAUCACAGUGCUCCUGUAUUGCCUUUCAAAGAGACUCAGGCUCUGCUCCUCACGCCGCCCCAGGAAACUCCAGGACUUAUUGCUGAGAAGAGCAACCUCUCUGCUAGCACCUCAGUGUCAGAUCCUUCACAGAAAAAAGAAGAGCAUAAUUACUCUCUUUUUGUCAGUGAUGGCUCAGCUGAUCAUGCAGGGAUAGCCGAUCCUGAUGAGGAUGAGGAUGACGAGGAAGAGGUGGAAGAUGAAGAUCAUGAUGAAGGCUUUGGAAGUGAGCAUGAACUGUCCGAAAACGAUGAAGAGGAGGAUUAUGAGGACGAUAAAGAUGAUGACAUCAGUGAUACAUUUUCUGAACCAGGUUUUGAAAAUGAUUCUGUAGAAGAUUUGAAAGAAAUGACUGCAAUAUCUUGUCGAAAAAGAGGCAAGCGGAGAUACUUCUGGGAAUAUAGCGAACAACUGACACCAUCACAGCAGGAGAGAAUGUUAAGGCCUUCUGAGUGGAAUCGAGAAACCUUACCAAGCAACAUGUAUCAGAAGAACGGAUUACAUCAUGGAAAAUAUGCUGUUAAAAAGUCACGAAGGACUGAUGUAGAAGAUCUGACACCAAACCCUAAAAAACUGCUACAAAUUGGAAAUGAACUUAGGAAACUGAAUAAAGUAAUUAGCGAUUUGACCCCUGUCAGUGAACUUCCUUUAACAGCAAGACCAAGAUCAAGGAAAGAAAAAAAUAAACUGGCCUCUAGGGCUUGCCGACUGAAAAAGAAAGCUCAGUAUGAAGCCAACAAAGUUAAACUUUGGGGACUCAAUACUGAAUAUGAUAACUUACUAUUUGUGAUCAAUUCUAUCAAGCAAGAAAUUGUGAACAGAGUGCAGAGUCCUAAAGAUGAGAGAGUAACAAAUAUGAGUCAGAAGCUUGAUGUACUCGUUAAAGACACUCUUGGACAGCCAGUAUCUGGACAAACUUCAGAAUUUGUGAACCAGGUUUUAGAAAAAACAGCAGAAGGAGAUCCUACAGGAGGACUUGUUGGGCUGCGAAUACCAACAUCAAAAAUUUAACAGACAUCAUUUUAUGCCAUCACACUGAUCAGAGCUCUGCCUGCAUCAUGAACUACUACAUUGUAGAAUUAAUUCUGGUCUGCAUGUGAGUUUAGUGCUGUAUAAAACACAGUUUUAAGUUCCAUUAUUUUUUUUUAUUUUUUAUUUUAUAACAAUGUAGUAAGGUAAGUGAAAGCAUGAUAUGAAAUGCUUAAUGGCAUUUUGGAGCAUAAACCUUGUAGAUCUAAACUUGCUUCUGGCAUAAAUGUAAUGGCUACAUGUUUAUUUUAAAAUUAAGUUUAUCUAGGACCAGAUUAUAUAACUUAUGUAGGAGCAAAAUAUGUUUUUUGCAAAAGAAAAAAUCUAGUAAAAUGCCAAACAUUUUGGCAGGUUUAUGCUCUUAAGUUUAAAAAAAAUGUAAACUCAAGGAUUUUUUUUUUCAAAAAUUGUUGCUUUUUUCUUCUAAAUUAAACAAUAAGUUUUCUUUGUAACCUAAAUUGUAAAUAGCACACUUAGCAAUAAAGCUAGUGUGCCAUAUAAAAAAAUAUAAUUUUCUGAGCUUGAUACGGUAUUUAAAUGUCUGUGCAAGUAAGAAAUAACGUAUACUCUUUGUGCCUUGUAUUGAAUAGGGAGGGAGGGAAGGGGAAGAAUAAACAUGGAAUAGUAAACAUUUUGUAGGAUGAAGAAACUCCUAUGGGAGAGAAGAUACAUAGAUGGUCUCAUGGGUUUUAAUGUAUUUGUUCCAACUCUUACAAAUUUUUGAAUGUAUAUAGGAAUAUGUUGAAAAUGUAGAUAUGCCACAGAGUCUAUGUAUUGUAUAAAAGAUGGCUCUAGAAAAAUAAUUUUCGGUACUUGGCCGGAAGAAAACAAAUACUUGCACAUUAAUGCGAUUGUUUAUUUUUGUACCAAAGACAAAUGCAACUGAAAUGGCAAACUGCCAGUUUAAGUAAAGUUUUGCACAGCUUACAUGAUACUGUACUGAAUGUAUAAAAAGAAAAAUAACUUAAAGGUCAGGGUUAGGGAUCUUACUGAACUGUGAAUUUCUUUCUCUCUUUGGGUCCAAUUAUCUACAGAAGGAGCAUUCAUACAUUAUUAUUUUGCUGAUCCUCUAGUUUGUUCAUAGUAGAUAAAUUGGCCAUCUAGAAGACUGUAAAUCCUUUUUUGUUUUCUGCACUUAUAGUAGAAAUUUUAAUAUAUUUGGAUUUUAGUAAGCUAUUGAUAAAGCAGAUUUCAACUUUGGGAAUUAGAAAACUUAGCUUGUAGUAUACUUCCAACCAACCAGAAUAUUAUUAAUUAUUUUUAUUGUAAUAUGUAUAUAUGUAAAAAAAAGCCACAAAUAUUUAAUUCCUUAGUUGCCACUUUUCCAAUUGUAUUAUUGUGCAUGUGAUGUUUCCAAGAAUCAACACAGGCGAGAGAAAAAAAAGAAUUUCUAGAUUUUAUAUUUUUGUACAGAUAUUUGAACUAGCUUCCUCAAACUUAUACGUGACUUAUUGUUAAUUCAUAGUUUCUAUGAUUGGGGGAAUACAAAUGUGUGUGCAGUUUGCCUCACAAGAGUUUGCUUUUAGUCAGUGUUAAAGUACCAAUGAAAAGCUUUAUCUCUUAAGGAGAGAGUUAUUUUUGUUAAGACAGGAUCAUUAUAUGGUUUUGUGAUUGCCUUUCCUCCCCCUUUUUUGAUAUAGAUGACUACAUAACACUGUUUACUAAAAUACCAAAUAAUUUAGAUGUAGCUCCAAGAAAAUGCAAAAAGCUCAUGGAUUUCUCCCUCCUACCCUCCAAUUCUUUACAUACAUUUUGUAAUGCAGUUGUUGCAUCUCAAUGGAUUAUUCCUAAAUGGAAUCUAAUACUCAUUUUUUUAAGUUUGAAAGAUUGGAAAAUGCCAAUAUACCACUACAGAGUUGUACCAUCCUACAGCUAUUUUUCUUUUUAUGUCUCUCAAAUCACUGUUUAUUGCCAUUUACUUUACAAAAAAAAAAAAAUCUGAAGUAUUUUAUAAGACGUCAGCAGAGAUUUGCAUGUCCUGAUGGAGCAGAAGGAUUUUUAAGAUAAACUGCAGCUGAAAUAACACUGGCAGCUCAGUUAUGUGCCUGACUUAACACUUCUUGUGGAGCUUUUGUCUUCUGAAUAUUUUAUACCCCAUCUACCGUGAUAUACUGGAAUAGUGUUGAGUUUCAUUGGUAAAUGGCAUUUAAAUACCGUUCAUGCUAAGAUUCUAAUGCUGAAUCAGAAUAGCAUGGAAAAGAUAUAUUCUACAAUAAAACGUAGCUGUUUUCUAAUCAGGACUUAUUUAGCAAGGUUAUACUGACAGUAAGAUAGGAUAUCCCCUUUGUAGCCCAGUUCUCUGAGCUAAUACUGCUUUUGCAGCUUGUAUGUGUGUGCGCGUGUGUAUGCGUGCGUGCAUGUCUGAAAACUGGUAUGAUUUUGUUCUAGCAAUUAAAGAAAAGACUUUGAACCCUUUUAGUGGAUUCCAUUGCCCUUGCAUUUCAGUGUUUUCUAUGUAUUAAGUUAUAGUCAAAAAGCUUUUAAAUAGUUGAGCUUUUUAAUGGUGACACUUUAUUUUGUAUCUAUUUAUAUAUGUAUGUAUAUCUUAGAAAAGCACUUUGUUUAAAAAAAGAAAAAAGAUAUUGCAUUUUAUAUGAUUCCUGCCAUUUGCUGCUAACUCUGGGCUGGUCAGAAUGCUGCAGCAAUACUUGAUCUAAAUAAAACCUGGCGGUAAAAUGUAGAGUAAAGUUAAGACCUUUGCUGGUUUAAUCUUAUUGUAAAGAUGACAUAGGCAAGCUGUGCAACUUUACAUUUUAACCAGGAGACUCUGUGGCAUUUAAAACAGUCUAGAAAUGGUUGUACUUUUAAUGCCAGUAACAAUCUGCUUCCUCUAGUGUCAUUAAAUAUACGUUUAGUGUAUAAUUAUCACAAAGAUUUUUAAAACCCAAAUAUUCAUGUUUUGUUUGGGGAAAUUGUGGCAUGCAUUUUUGGCUGAUUAUCUUUAGAAGAGUUCUAAAGGUUUUCAAACUUCAUACAUGGAAUGUGGAUCUUAUUGAAGUCUUUGGUCAUUUUCUAAGCGUAGAUGUUGUGGGUAUUCUAAUGUCCCUCAAAAGCAAUUAACCUUUUUUUUAAAGUCCUAAAUUCUCUUUCAUACACUGGAUAUUUUAGAGUUCAUUUCCAUUGAAAGCAUGCUCUUGCUAAAAAAUUGUCAGUCUGAAACUGAGUGCCACACUUCUAUUUUUGAAUGGCUAUGAUGAACUACUUGCUCUGUACCAUGUAUGGUUCUUGUCCUUUAUCCACUUAACUCCAUUGACAGAUUAUGAUGUGGCUUUAUAUUGUGCCUUAUUUGUAUAUUAGAACCAAGUUUAUUUUUCAUUCCCCAGGACUCCUUAAACCCUUUUAGAAGCAAACAACAAUUAAAGCAUAAUAAAGGAACUUCAAAUAGAUCUGAUUUAAAAUUAUAUUAAUAGUUUGUACUGGCAUAGGGUGACCCAUUUUUAGUGGUCUUGGAAAAUAAGGUUUUUAUAAUAAUUCCACUACAUCUCAACAACAGCUUCUCUGCCUCUUUUAUUGAACAAAUCUUGGUAUUUAAUUUUCUGGGGCUCAUUAGUACUAGUCCUUUGACUAGCUGAGGACUGGUCUUUUCAUGCUAUUGUGGCAUCAGUGCAAACAGUGAAACUGUUGUAGGACAUGGGCAAAGAUAUACAUACUUCAGUAGUCUGGUUGGUAAUUUAUUUUUAAAUUUAGGUUGAAAUGUACUGGAGAAAGAGCAAAAACUAUAACAGAUUAAAGGUCUCUUAAACUUAAAAGCAACAGACAUUUCUCAAAUACCGUACUGUCAGUGUGAGUUUCACUUAAGUCUGUACCACUUUUCUGAUGUUUGCCUUUGUUAAUAAAUCUGCUUGUUUAUUCACAAAUGUCAAUAAUUGAUGUAUGGUUUCUCUUACGUAAGUCUUAUAAAUAUGAGUAGUUUUAAAGCAUUAAUAUUCUCCUACUUGUUUUUCAUGGGUUUUCUUACAAGUUGCCUUCAGCACAAAUAGCAUAGCCAGUCGGUUCCUUGACGUUUACCAGUCUUCCUGUUGAAUUCUGUUGAGGCACAGUCACAAGCCACAUUUGGGCUUUGAAGCCUGAAUUUCACUCCUGUCUACUCAUUGUUUUGUUUUGUUUUCAAAGUAAGGCUUUAGGUGUAAAAUCAUGUAUUUUAGUCUCCUAUCAGAUGGAAAGCUCCAUUUUGUAUCACUGAAAACUGCGCUAAAAUGCAGUGUCUUCAGCUUUUUAUUUCGUUUUUAUGUGAGCAAAUUAUAUUUCAGUCAAUUACUAAUCCAAUCUCUUUAAUAAAUCAUGGCAUGUAAGGGCAUUACACAAUACUUAGGUUAUUUCCAGAGUAAACUGAAUGCUUUGCAAAUGGCACUUUAGCAUAUAUUUCCUUCAAAGCAUUCUAACUUGAUUGGAUCUCAGAGGUAUACUGUUUAAUUUUCCUCCAUUAUUUUGGGUGAUAAGAGUGUUCAUGCAGUGAAAUGCUUAGCCUCUUAAGAUGUUAGGAACUUCCAUAAGAAUAUACUGGUCAUUCCCUAAUCCUAAGCAAACUUACAUAAAAAUAUCCCAUUUUACAUGGAAUUUACUACACUGUCGCAUAUAGGGCUGUAGCCUUAACUUUUUUCUAAAAUAAAAAGUUUGAGCCUAAAUUAAAUCUGAGUAAAAAAGAAAAAAAACCCAAAAUAUGUUAUAUUAGGUAAACUGAUCUAGUCUACCAUUUUAUCAGGAACUACAGUGGUAUAAAGGCCAUACCUCAUCCCAAUGCUGUAAAUUGCCUCUUGGUAUCAAAGUUCUAAUCCAGUUCAUCCAGGUAUUGUUGGCAUUUUUCAUGUAUUAAACAUGUUUCUUUUAAACAUGUUUUAAAAUUUAAUAGCUAUAAAGUAAGUUAAAUAUCUAUUGUUUAAGAGUUAAAAGUAACAUUAUUUUGAUUUCCCAUUGAUUUCAUUGGAUCUGUCUUAAGUUCAGAUUCAAACGUGUGCGAGCAAUUAAAGUUUCAAUAUGGAAAGACUGAAGUUAUUUCUAACUUUAAAACUUUUUUUAAAAAAUCAUUUCUAGCUUCUAAGAAUGGAAAUUUCUGCUGGAGCAUACUGUUCUCACAGAUGCAAAAUAAUAUAACAUUUAGCAUUGGUUACUGUAGUAUAUUCUACAAAUUAAGUUGUCCUACCUGAAAUAUACUGAAAAUCUGAUUAAGAAUUAAGGCUGCAGUCUUAAACAUUCUUAUCUGGAAGUAGGUUUCACUGUAUUAUGGGAUGCCUCUGUAAACCUGUUUAAGAUUGGGGAGCAAAUCUGCUAGUAUAUGCAAACACAGCAAAGUUUUUGAAAGGUAAAAAUAGUACAUUAAAAACUAUUGUGACCUUCCUCUACCAGGAUUAUAUUUGUAAUGCUGUUAAAUGUUCUGUGGUCCAUUUCCAGCUGGAGCUCAGAGAUAUGUAUUGAAGGUCUUGU